AUGAUCGAGAAUUCUUUUUCUAGUCCGUCCGACUCCGCCACGACGACAGGAUGGUCGGUACCCGAUUCGGAUAUUCACCAUUUACUGAACUUACCGGCAGAUAUGGAGUCCUUCGCCGGGAACGAAUUUGAAUUUACUUCAGGGUUCUCUGCACCUGCAUCGUUGUCACCUGAUGAUCAGUCGCCAAGUGGAUUACAUAUGGAUCAGGUAUCAAUAUCGGACAAUUACUCGUCCCUACUCGGUCUGCAAUCUUCUGGGGCCAUAGAUUCGGCUCCUGUUCUUCUGCCAUCCUCACCUACGGGAACACAGUCUGCGCAGGGCCUGUCUGAUAACAGCCACAGCACGGAACCUUUGGGCACGCCUAUAACCUCCAGCAGCUUGAGCCCUAGACAGGGGUGUGGAUGUUUAUGUGCCCUACUAUACGUGUUUGAAGAUACAGGCAUCCAAAUUACUUCCAGCCGAGACGUGGCAACCGACACCCUCUUCCAAUGCCUACAACGAGGCGUGCAGGAAUGUCAGGCCAUGUUAUCAUGUCGAAAAUGUGAUACGAGAGUCAAAAACCCCAUACUACUCGCUACGCUUUGCAACCAAUUAGUCGCUAUUGCGCGCGAGCUUGUCGCUCGAUUCAUACGGUGCCAAACCGGAGAAACCGCCCCGGUGGCUUUCCAAUUCGGGCGAUAUUCUAUCAACGGCACCGGGAUGCAGACCCGGAUGCUGCGAGACAUGGUUGCAUUACACGUUCGGGAUUUAUAUGAUUUGUUGCAUCGUUCUAGACUCAAUAUCGACGCUAUCCCUGGGCCGCUGUCGAUAUUAGAGAACGCGAAGUUCGAAGUCAACAGGCUUCAGGAAAUAUUAUCACAGGGCUUAGAAAGUAUAAGCAGCAGUUAUAGCUGA
Messenger RNA from Daldinia decipiens, 894 nucleotides. RefSeq lists its product as uncharacterized. NCBI's taxonomy places the organism in Eukaryota, Fungi, Ascomycota, Sordariomycetes, Xylariales, Hypoxylaceae. Bases 1 to 894 code for a protein of 297 amino acids. The transcript has 2 exons. The record is from RefSeq and is a predicted model, not a curated record.